Orcinus orca (killer whale) is the source of this 11315-nucleotide messenger RNA. It is a transcript of the gene FMNL2, whose product is annotated as formin like 2. The record is from RefSeq and is a predicted model, not a curated record. Gene Ontology annotation, molecular function: actin filament binding; small GTPase binding. Gene Ontology annotation, cellular component: cytosol. Gene Ontology annotation, biological process: cortical actin cytoskeleton organization; cell migration; regulation of cell shape. The transcript is spliced from 28 exons. NCBI's taxonomy places the organism in Eukaryota, Metazoa, Chordata, Mammalia, Artiodactyla, Delphinidae. The coding region runs from base 18 to 3296 and encodes 1092 amino acids.
CCCGGUGUGCAGCCAACAUGGGCAACGCCGGGAGCAUGGAUUCACAGCAAACCGAUUUCAGGGCGCACAACGUGCCUUUGAAGCUGCCGAUGCCCGAGCCAGGUGAACUGGAGGAGCGAUUUGCCAUCGUGCUGAAUGCUAUGAACCUACCCCCUGACAAAGCCAGAUUACUGCGGCAAUAUGACAAUGAGAAGAAGUGGGAACUGAUUUGUGAUCAGGAACGAUUCCAGGUGAAGAACCCUCCCCAUACUUAUAUUCAAAAGCUCAAAGGCUAUCUGGAUCCAGCUGUAACCCGGAAGAAAUUCAGACGGCGUGUUCAAGAGUCCACCCAAGUGCUAAGAGAACUGGAAAUUUCUUUAAGAACCAACCAUAUUGGAUGGGUCAGAGAGUUUCUGAAUGAAGAAAAUAAAGGUCUUGAUGUUCUAGUAGAAUAUCUGUCAUUUGCACAAUAUGCAGUAACUUUUGACUUUGAAAGUGUGGAAAGCACUGUGGAGAGCUCAGUGGACAAAUCAAAGCCCUGGAGUCGGUCCAUCGAGGACCUGCACAGAGGAAGCAACCUGCCUUCUCCCGUGGGCAACAGUGUAUCCCGCUCGGGAAGACAUCCUGCACUGCGAUAUAAUACUUUGCCAAGCAGAAGAACCCUGAAAAAUUCAAGAUUAGUGAGUAAGAAAGAUGACGUGCAUGUCUGUAUCAUGUGUUUACGUGCCAUCAUGAAUUAUCAGUAUGGUUUCAACAUGGUCAUGUCUCAUCCACAUGCUGUCAACGAGAUUGCACUAAGCUUGAACAACAAGAAUCCAAGAACAAAAGCUCUUGUCUUAGAGCUGUUGGCAGCCGUUUGUCUUGUCAGAGGCGGGCAUGAAAUCAUUUUAUCAGCAUUUGACAACUUUAAGGAGGUUUGUGGAGAAAAACAGCGCUUUGAGAAGUUGAUGGAACAUUUCAGAAAUGAGGACAAUAACAUAGAUUUUAUGGUGGCCUCUAUGCAGUUUAUUAAUAUUGUAGUCCAUUCAGUAGAAGACAUGAAUUUCAGAGUUCACCUCCAAUAUGAAUUUACCAAGUUAGGCCUGGAUGAAUACUUGGAUAAGCUGAAACAUACUGAGAGUGACAAGCUGCAGGUACAGAUUCAGGCUUACCUGGACAACGUGUUUGAUGUGGGAGCUCUGCUGGAAGACGCGGAAACCAAGAAUGCAGCUUUGGAGAGGGUGGAAGAACUGGAAGAAAACAUCUCUCAUUUGUCAGAAAAACUGCAAGACACAGAGAAUGAAGCCAUGUCCAAGAUCGUGGAACUGGAAAAGCAGCUCAUGCAGAGGAACAAGGAGCUGGAUGUUGUUCGGGAAAUCUACAAAGAUGCAAAUACCCAGGUUCACACAUUAAGGAAAAUGGUCAAAGAGAAAGAAGAAGCCAUUCAAAGACAGUCUACCCUAGAAAAAAAGAUUCAUGAGCUGGAGAAACAAGGGACCAUUAAAAUUCAGAAGAAAGGGGAUGGAGACAUCGCCAUCCUGCCGGUCGUGGCUUCUGGCACGUUGCCCACGGGGUCCGAAGUGGCGGUGGGUGACUUUGUGGGGCCAGUGACGGGGGCUGCCGCCUCGGGACCCUUGCCCCCUCCUCCCCCACCACUGCCUCUGUUGUCAGACACACCUGAAGCAGCGCGAAAUGGUCCAGCCACGCCGCCUAUGCCCCCUCCCCCACCUCCCCCUCCCCCUCCCCCUCCCCCGCCUCCCCCUCCGCCUCCUCUCCCGGGUCCUGCAGCUGAGACUGUGCCGGCUCCCCCUUUGCCCCCCCCUCCUCCCUCUGCACCCCCGCUGCCCGGGACGUCUUCACCCACAGUGGUGUUCAACUCAGGAUUAGCAGACGGGCCAAUCAAGCUUUUCUCUGUGAAAAUUAAGAAGCCAAUCAAGACGAAAUUCAGAAUGCCAGUUUUUAACUGGGUUGCCCUGAAGCCAAAUCAGAUCAAUGGCACAGUCUUCAACGAAAUUGAUGAUGAGCGAAUUCUGGAGGACUUAAAUGUAGAUGAAUUUGAAGAAAUAUUUAAGACAAAAGCCCAAGGUCCUGCCGUUGAUCUUUCUUCAAGCAAACAGAAGAUAACGCAGAAGGGGUCAAACAAAGUGACAUUACUAGAAGCAAAUAGGGCUAAAAAUCUUGCCAUAACUUUAAGGAAAGCUGGAAAGACCGCGGAUGAAAUAUGUAAAGCUAUUCAUGUAUUUGACUUGAAGACAUUGCCUGUAGACUUUGUAGAGUGUUUGAUGAGGUUCUUGCCAACUGAGAAUGAGGUGAAAGUGCUGCGGCUCUAUGAGCGGGAAAGGAAGCCCCUGGAAAACUUGUCAGAUGAAGACCGGUUCAUGAUGCAGUUCAGUAAAAUUGAGAGGCUCAUGCAGAAGAUGACCAUCAUGGCCUUCAUUGGGAACUUUGCCGAAAGUAUUCAGAUGCUGACUCCUCAACUGCACUCAAUUAUAGCAGCAUCUGUCUCUAUAAAGUCGUCCCAAAAACUCAAGAAAAUUCUGGAGAUCAUCUUGGCCCUUGGCAACUAUAUGAAUAGCAGUAAACGAGGAGCAGUUUAUGGAUUUAAACUUCAGAGUUUAGAUCUGCUCUUAGAUACAAAGUCAACGGACCGAAAGCAAACACUGUUGCACUAUAUAUCCAAUGUCGUGAAAGAAAAAUAUCACCAAGUGUCCCUAUUUUAUAAUGAGCUUCAUUACGUGGAGAAAGCUGCCUCAGUCUCCCUUGAGAAUGUUUUACUGGACGUCAAGGAGCUGCAGAGGGGCAUGGACUUGACCAAGAGGGAGUACACCAUGCAUGACCACAACACACUGCUGAAGGAGUUCAUCCUCAACAAUGAGGGAAAGCUGAAGAAGCUGCAGGAUGAUGCCAAGAUUGCACAGGAUGCCUUCGAUGAUGUGGUGAAGUAUUUUGGAGAAAACCCCAAGACGACACCACCCUCUGUCUUCUUUCCCGUCUUUGUCCGGUUUGUGAAAGCCUAUAAGCAAGCAGAAGAGGAAAACGAGCUGAGGAAAAAGCAGGAACAAGCGCUGAUGGAGAAACUCCUGGAGCAGGAAGCUCUGCUCGAGCAGCAGGACCCAAAGUCUCCUUCCCACAAAUCAAAGAGGCAGCAGCAAGAAUUAAUUGCGGAGUUAAGAAGGCGACAAGUUAAAGAUAAUAGACACGUAUACGAAGGAAAGGAUGGUGCCAUUGAAGAUAUUAUCACAGCUUUAAAGAAGAAUAAUAUCACUAAAUUUCCAAAUGUUCACUCGAGGGUAAGGAUUUCUUCUAGCACACCGGUGGUGGAGGAUACACAGAGCUGAUCUUAGAAACCAACCAUACAGACGAGCCGAUGCGGUGAGGAGAAGUGUCAGGCGGCGCUUUGAUGAUCAGAACUUGCGUUCUGUUAAUGGUGCCGAAAUAACCAUGUGAACCUGAGACCUGCCUGUAUGAAUAGAGGGUGUGUGUGAAUGAAACUGACCAUGUGAACUUUAUGUGCUAUCAUUUAACUGCAGCCUUGAACAUAGAUGAAAAUAUUCUAAGGGCUCAGAUUUAGCAAACACAUAGGAAUUUAAAAAUGAUGGGCUCUCCUUUCAACCUUUGUUAACAAGUGCCUAAAAGUGGAAGUACCUGCUCAGAUUAAUCAAAGCAAUAGGAUUUGAUUUGAUUAGGUAUCUUUUUACACCAGUGUGUUAUUCAAUUUUUUAACCAAAAUGUAAAAUUCAUAUUACAUUCAUUACCUGCCAUUGUGAUUGUCCCAUGAUGGCCCACCCUGGUUUCCUGAUAAGUUGUAAAUAACAUGGAUGCAUCUGCUGUGGGCUUCCUUUGCUGACAUGUCUUUUAAGGAGUUAAUUUUGUGUUUCAGCCAUACCCAUCAAUUGGUAUUUUUAAGGGCUUGCAACGUGGAAGAAGGAAAAAGUCACACGAUAAACUCCUUCUAUCCAUAACCAAGCCCCAGCAAAGUACAAACAUGUUAUUGCAGUGGCACAGAAUCAGUCAACUCUUGUUUCACAUUCUGCUUCUGUGCUGGGGUACGAUGCCCUAUGAGAGACAUUCAUUGGUAUGAAUGCGACGAUAUGAUGGCACACAGAUGUUGUAUAAGACUUUAUUUGCAGUACUGUGUUCUUCAGCUAGAGGCAGCUUUUAAAAAAUAAUGCAAAUGUUUAUUAAUUAGCACUAAAAUUAACAUCUCAGUAAUCAGUAUUAGGAUUUCUGAGGACCAUUUUGGGUCAAUCCUGAGAAUAGAAAUCAGUGCCUUGCUAGCCAGGGAGAGGUUCACUAGCUCUAGCAACAAGCAUUUAAGAUUACUUCUGCUAGCAGAGUAGUGUUAGAAUCCUGGCCUUAUUAUCCUGACAAUCGGCAGGGUUGGUUCCCCCUCCCCCCUUCUUUUUGUAGACUGGAGAUUUAUUUGGCAUCAUAUAUCAAAGCUAAAAAUUCUUGCAUUUCCAAGAUUACUUUAUGGGGGAUUGCAAUUAAAUUUCUGAAAUACAUCACGAUUAAGUUUAAGUGAUAUGUAAUGGGACUAAAUGGCCAACAAAGCCACUGCUAUUUUUCCUUCCUCUCUGGCAGGGCACUUGAUCCAUUCCAAAGUCAAAAACUGGACUGAAGCUAAUUUGUACUUUUCAUAAUAUACAUUCUGCUUCUGGCUUACCUUUUGGUACAUGACAUCAAUAUAUUAAUUGUAAAGUUUAUUGUAUAGUAUUUAACCACUGAAUUUCUUAUUUUGUUGUGCUUAUGUGAACUCUGGUGAAGGUCCCAUUUCCCUUGGAUAAUGUGUAGUUAUAUAUCUCUUUUUAAAUGUACAGAUAUUUUGCUAUAAGAUUGGUGCAGUUUUUUAUGGUUUUUACACUUCUCUUUAAUUCCCACCUAAGCCUCUGGGGUAAUAUUGUAAAUAUUGUUUAAAAAUGCAUCAGCCUAUGCUAUACAAUCUGAAUGUUAUUUUAACUUAUAGGUUUUUUUUUUUUUAAUAUAUAUUUAACUACAAGGACAGUUUAGGGAUCAGUUACUACAUUUUCACUUUAGCAUAUUUACAGAAAGGUUACUUUAAACUGCCACCUGCUAGCACAUUUUCAUAAUGUGUACAUUAAAAAAGAACAUGCCAAGAUUUUGUCUGACUCAACAUAACAUUCAUUUUGAUGAAAAAAGCAAUUUGACCAUAAAUACAACACAAAUAGGUGGUCCUUCACCACAAAGCAGCUGUUUUCCAAAGCUCAAUACUGAUGAACAUGUUAAAAUAAUUGCCUAUUUAUUAAUCUACAAAUAGACAAUAAUGUUGGCAUGCUCUUUUCUGUCUGUUAGUGGGCCUGCUUCUUAGCAAUAUUAGAAAUGUUUUAUAAAAGCAGUUCAUGUUACUUUUAUGGUCUUUUCAUGGCAUAUGAGCAAAUAAACUAUUUACACUACUAUCCUGUAAUAUGCUGCAGUCUUUCAAUGUUAUAUUUUAGGGGGUUUUAUGUACACUCUUAUCUUCUAGAAACAAACAGGUAUGUCUUGCUGCUUGAAUUCAUAAUCUAAAUAUACUUGGUAAAUUUUAAGAAAAACCCCUCCCCCUACAAACUCUGGAUCACUUGCUGUAUGGAAUGUAGGAACCAAAUAGAUUUUGAUAGUGUUGAGUAUUUUAGUGUUGAGAUUUAGUAUCUCCAAAAUCCUAGUUAUGAAUUUAUUACUUCCAGAGAAAUAGCACUCUGUUUUGGUGAGAUGUUGCGUCUCUCCACAUUUGUUGUAAUGAGGAUGUUUGUUGCAUAUACACAGGCUACACGUGGACUGCACAGAAGUACCAAGCAUCUGACCACAUUGGUUGGCCAGGUAAAUACAAGCCGUGUGAUCCACUGCACACACAUACUGGUAUUUGUAAUAACUCCAAGUUAUCAGAAAAGUUUAGUAUAUUCUUCUUAGUAUAUUCAUUUAGUAUUUUUUUUAGGGAAGCAAAGAAAUUUAUAAUUUAUUUUAGGAGACUGUCCAAGUGGUUAAAAACAACUUAUUUAGAGGGGCGUAAAUCAGUCUUUUAAGGAAUUAUUGUUGCAUUUAGGUCUUUGUUCCCAAUUCAGUGCUCUUUCCACUGCACCACAGUUACACAAUGUACAGGCAUGCCUUGUUUUAUGGUGUUUGCAGAUAAUUUUUUAUUUUUAAUAAAUUGAAGGUUUGUGGCAACCCUGUGUUAGAUGAUGGUUAGCGUUUUUAAGCAAUAAAUUAUUCCUUAAUUAAGGCAUGUAAUUGUUUUUUAGACAUGCUAUUGUACAUGUAAUAGACUAUAGACUACAGUACGGUGUAAACAUAACUUGUAUGCACAAAAAAACCAAACAUUUUGAGUGAUUCGCUUUAUUGUGAUAUCCCCAAGGUAGACUUAUAGUUGAAGCUUUAUUUUAUAAGAAGGGAAAAAAGUUAAAUUUUGCAGUUAGUAAGACUGCAAAAAUUGUUUUUUGUACCAGAAGUGCCUCAUGGUAAAGGAAGUAAGAUCUUUAAUAUGCUACAAAUUCAGAAUGUUUCAAACCCAAACUACAGAAAGGUCAAACGAAGUGGAUACGGUUGGGUUUGGACAUCUUUUAUCAGUUGCACCCCCCGUUUAUGUUUUUGAUUGCGUCGUGUGGCUCGUGGGAUCUUAGUUCCCCACCCAGGGAUUGUUUUAUGAACCCACGCCCCCUGCAGUGAAAAGCAUGGAGUCCUAACCACUGGAGAGUAAGGGAAUGCCCAGCACCCAUUUUAAAAGAUAUUUCCUAAUGACUCAGAGUUAAGUCCAUUUGUUUCCCUCUCCCAGUCUUUGUGACUAAAAAUAUAAAUCUUAACCCACUAAAAGUCACUGCAAUGACACUGCAAUGAAUGUCCGGUGACCCUGAUGACUCAACAAUGCUCAGUAGAUGACGGAACUUGAUAUCACUGACUUCGUUGGUUCAAGGUAUUGGAUUUUGUAGAAUUACCUAAUUUUACACUGUAAUACUUUCAUAAUAUUAGCUUUAUAAUUCACAUCUAUUAAUUUUAAAUUUGAUUAUGAAAUUCUUAGCCUUAAUAUAGUUUUUAUCAGAAAUGUGUGCACAGGUGAAUAUACUAUCAGCCCACUUCAUACCAAAGGAGUAAUCUUCCAUUUUUUCUAAAAUACCCCAUCUAUUUCUAAGAAAAAACUUGAAGAAACAAAUGUGUGAACGAAAGUUGACAAACUUUUCUUUGAUCUUUUUAUAGAGAAAAGCAAAUAUUACACUGAGAAAACAGAAUGUGGGCAUCUAUCAUCUUACAGCACAGAACUGCUGCAUAUGACAGUGCUUAAAGGAAAAAGCUGACACAAAUCCAACUUAGUAAGAGAUGCCAUUUUUUUCUAAUAAAUUAUAUUUAUUUACAAAAGGUCUACUUUUAUGUAAUUGAUGUUCUUUACAUCAGAACAAUAUAUGAACAUAAGAGAAAAUCUGGUAAUUAUAAACACAAAGUAGAAACCUUGUUCCCCCUAUUACUCACCUUUCAGAACAAGUCGUCAGUUUAGUUGCAGAGGUAGGCAAGAGAUCAACACCUACCAAAAAAGUUUGCAGGCAGGACCAAAAAAAAAAAGAUAUUUCUGAAUACCACAUUUAGAUACCCCCAAAGAACAGCAUAAAAGAAGGGCAUCAAGAAAUGGCUUAGUUUGAAUCUGAUGUGAGAUUAGGCAGCCACUUUCAUAGUCUGAAUGAAAACUGGAGCGAGGUUAGCCAGUUCCCGUGAAAUGCAAACAUCAACCUUAAACCUAGGACAAAUUACCAUCAAAUUAAUAGUCAAUUACCAGUCACUAACAAUGAGGUGGCCUUGAACGAGAUCAUAUUGAAUCGUAAGAGCAGUUUUUAUACAGCAAGUUCAAAAAGCACAGAAAAUCUGCAGUUAAGGAACUUAAGCCAGGUAGAGAGAAACCAAGUAAUGUUUGGAGGGUUAGGGGGGAGUGUGUGGGUAACUGGAGCAAAAUCUGCUCACUUCUCACCUCACCUGUAAGUUAGCUCCAAGAACACUGAAGUGCAUGCCCUGUCACCAUUAUUCACCCCUUCUCAGAAGUUAAAAUAGGAAUUUUUUUUGUCCAUUAGGGCCUUUAGAUCAACUCUUAUCUAGCUAAAUGUUAGCUCCUCAAAAGUUACUACUUUUAAACUACUACUGUGGUAAUCGUAGUAUGAAUAUGAUAUGAAAGAAGGUAUGUUUCAAAUCAUCACAAGGGAUUGCCUUUCCUACUUAAAACCACGUGAAAGUUUCAUGUUUUCACGUAACAAGCUUUUGGACAUUUCUGAAGUAACAGUUAAGAUUGAGGUACAGUCACUAGAACUUAUCUUUAGUGUACUUCAAUUAGUUUGGGGUUUAGUAUGGUUUAUUGCAACGAUGCUUUUUCAAGCCCUUUAACAGAUGACGAGUACCAUGGAUGCUGGGUGAGUACGUCUGUCAACUAAGAUUUUACAUUCACUCAGUAAAUGCCUACUAUGUAUGUACCAGGCACUGUUCUAACUCACAGGAUAAAACAGUGAGUGAAACAGAAAUCCCUGCCCCCAAGGAAUCUGACCAUCAUUUACAUCAAAACAAUUGAAAAACUUAAGAGCAAGGUAAGAAAUUAACAAGGAAGGUAAGAAUUUAUUAGACUGCUAUAUGCCAUUACUAGAACCAUAGCAUGAGAUUUAGAACACAGUUCCAUGAAAAUUACUCAUGACGUUAUUUUUUUUCCUUUAUGUAAAAUGAGUCGUAGAAAAUGUAAAAGAAAAUUCUACCUAGUAUUGAGAGAAAUCCCCAAGGGAAUAGAAAAAGUCUGACUUCAGGUAUAAGGAAUUAACGUGCUUUGCCUCAUUUUGCUUUCAGAAAUGCUUAUUUAGUUCUUUGGCUUUGUGAUUUACAUUUAAAUUACAUAAUAUACUUAAAUACCCUAUAAACUCUUAAAAAAAGCAUUCAUUACUCUUCCCUGGGUACUCUGAUUAGAAACAGCUCUCUCUUAAAUAGUAUCCAAGUUUUUUUUGUUUUUUUUUUAAGUAUCCAAGUUUUAAAUGUAAAUCCUUAAAUAAAGAAGCUACCCCUUUCUGGAUGCAAAAAUAAAAGUGGCUGCCUAGUCAGCACUCAGGUGACCAUUAACAUGCGAAGAAAACCAGGAUCAUCUAGGCAAAUGCUUCUUAACACAAGAUGCAGGCCCUUUGGUAACCGAAUGAAAACUAUGGACCAUCCUUCCAGAAAAAUGUACACAGAUAUUUCAAGAAGCUUUACAGUCUUAAUGCUGUGAAUUAAGACUGCUUUACUCUAGGCCAAUCCCUUUCAUUUUAUAGCUGGAUAAUAUGGGGCCCAAUUAGCAAAAAUUAAAAGAUGAAAUAGCUGUGAUACUUUGAUCAUUUUCAAAUUUACUGGGCAUAAAAAGUAUUACUCCCAAGGCAUAAAAAGUAUUUUUAUUGUUGAAAACCAUGAAUCUAUAUGCUGAAGCUCCUUUGGGUAAUGAUAAUGAAAUGCCGUCACUGUGUUAAAAAAAAAAUGUUGGGACCAUUGCUUUUAUUUAGAAGUAUUACGUUGUUUAAAUACAGUUGGGAAAGGUGCAAAGAGUUCUUUAUACUUCAUUAACUUUUCAUACAAAUUCAAUUUUCCCACACAGGAAUUAUGUACUGGGAGGAAUAAAAACAUCAAAUAUUUGAGGUUCUGGAUUUUGACUAUUAAGCAUGAUAUUAUUAAAUGUAUUAGUGAAUUUAAUCUAAGAGUUCAUUAACAUUAAUGAUUGAUAGUGAGGGAAGAUAAGCCCUUAACAUUUACCUGAAAGUCUGAGGCUUAACUGAAAAGCAGAAAUUCCCCUUAUCUGAAUAUAAACAAUACUUUCCUAUUUGAACACAUUUUUAACAUAUCUGUUCAACUCUAACCAAUAUUCCAAGACAUUUCAACUUUUACCAGACUGACGAUUUAGAAACCUAAUCAAAUGGAUUAAAAAUAUUCACACACAACUGUUUUAAAACAAUCUUCCCAUUGCCUGUACCUUCAGGCCAUAGUAUCUUUCUGGCAACUAAGUAUCAUUUGAUGGGAUCACUAAGGAAUUAGAGUCACUUCAAUUACAUGUUUUAUAACAAGGAUGUUGUAUUUUGCCUUAGAAUUUAUCAGUUUCGCUUUUAGGUCAAAUAGUUUUCAUGGAUUAACUAUAAGGAAACUUGAAUUUGUAUUGUCUUGUAGGGAUCUGAGGUUGUGAUAAGACAGUAUCUCUAUAAGAAAUAAGAAAUCUAAUUUGAGGACAUGCUAAACCACAUCAAUAGCUUUUUAUUUAAAUAGAAAAAUCAAAACUUUAAAGUUGUACUUAAAAAAAUCAUCAUUCAUGGAAGUAAUUAAAAGUUUUAGAUUCUACAUUCUCUUGUGAAACAUCACUAGUAUUUCUGCCAAUAUCAUAUGCAGAUUUUACUCUGACUUCCAUGUCAAGUGUCUGACAUGAUUAGCAAUAUUAACUAUCAUUACGAAGGGACCUCUGAAAAUUAAGUCUAGGCAACUUGCCUGUUGCCAAAGCUGUUGUUAUAUGUUUUGGUUCUAAUAUACAAUAGGAGACUAACCUCAAGCAAGCAAUUGGUUACUUCACAUUUUCUAAAGAUAGUCACUCUCACUUUCUACAAAGUCAUGUCAUAUUUCACAACAGAAAAAUGACUUGGCAGCGAGAAAAGUUCAGGGCCCCCUCCCUGCCCUGCCCACCAACCUGCCUUGAGCCUUUCAAUAGUGGAUGCUAGAUUAAUUGAAACAAAGCGGGCAGGGAUGGAAAAAGAGUCAUCCUGGUCAGUCCCACUUUCAAAUUAGGAUGGUGAAGGAAAAAUAAACUUUUUGUUCUUCUGAAUCCCAACCUGAAACAGGAUUGCCCAAAGUGUCCAAAAUAAAAAAAUACCUAAGAUAAUACCAAAGACUAUGUGCUAUAAUUUACUUAUUUACUUAAAAAAAUCUCCUGCACUGAAGGAAAAUAGUAUAAAUUACAUUACCAACCUUCAAAAGUUAGCAUGUAAAGAGUAUUCUAAACUUCAAACCAUUGCCUUUCUUAGAGUAUUCUGUAGGAAAUUCACAGAUCAAAAACAAAUACAGGGGUCUCAAAUGCACUGAUUUAUAAUAUUCUUAAAUAUUAAAAAAGGAAAGUAACUUAGCUGUGUGGGUUAGCUAAAGCAAAAUUUCAGGGAUUUUAGUAUCUUAACCCUUAAAGGAUCAUACAAUUUUUUACAGCUGAGCAGUUUAAGUAGAAAUAAAUACUAGUACACACUAGAAGAGAAGAUUUAAUAAUUGAUAAAAAUGUACAAAAAUAUUCAAAUCAGAAAUGCUUCAGAAUGUGUACCACGAAGUCAGUACUUCUCAGUGAGGAGGGAAGGUAAAAGACUUCCUCAAUGAAAAAAAGCAAGAGAAAGAUCGGAUUUAAAAAAAAAAAAAGACAA